Molecule: messenger RNA, 3449 nt
Organism: Fundulus heteroclitus (mummichog)
Lineage: Eukaryota; Metazoa; Chordata; Actinopteri; Cyprinodontiformes; Fundulidae
Exons: 7
Coding region: 1283-2203 (306 amino acids)
Biological process (GO): positive regulation of ERK1 and ERK2 cascade; interleukin-15-mediated signaling pathway; T cell activation
Cellular component (GO): membrane raft; external side of plasma membrane
Molecular function (GO): protein tyrosine kinase binding; MHC class II protein binding
Source: RefSeq, a predicted model, not a curated record
GUCGCCUGUAGCCAGGCUUCCCCUUAUGUCGCCUGUAGCCAGGCUUCCCCUUCUGUCACCUGUAGCCCGGUGCCCCCCUGCAGACCCAACCUUUCCUCAGAGCCGGGUCCCAACGGACUCGCCCUGGGCGCCGCUUCCGAGCCAGUGCUGCCCGACGCGCCUCAUCAAGCUGGCGCAGUCCAGCACGCCCCCACAUAUUUGUAUGCCCGGUCGGGGUUCUUUUUUGUUCUUGGGUUCUUGGCCCUCCGUCCUAUGCCUCCCUCCGCCCACCCUGGGUGGGUAGUUUUUCGUUUUUUGGUCUUUGUCAGGUCUGCCCCUAUUAUGCCCGGCUUUGGGCGUCUGGAAUCCGCCCUUGAGGGGGGGGUUCUGUAAUGAUUCUAACUCAGUCUUUCGCCUGAUCACCUCCUCCCCACUGAUCACCGUCACCUGCAACUAUUCCCUGCUCUAAUCACUCCUGUCAGGCCAUCCCUAUUUAAGCACCACAGUCCUCCUUCACGUCCUCGUCCCUGCUCCGACGCACCACCUGUCCCACUUCGUCAAGCACGCCUCGGAUCCAGCUCCAGAGCUCAUCAGGCCCGGUCUGUCAGCGCUCCAGCGUCUGCCCGCUUCAUCCCCACCAUCUCCAGUCGGCUUCGGCCCGGUCCUGUCUCUGAUCCAUCCAACCUUCUUUGUGACAAUAAAAGCUCCUUAAUCCACGGCCCUGUGUACGGUUUAAUUCGGGCUCUAGACCCCAGGCAUUACAGGAAAUCUUUCAUUUGUUAGUUUCUUUGUAGGGUUCAGUGUCACAUGUUCUCCUGGACCAAAAGUGGAGUGCAUUCCAUUACUCUAUGUUCAUAUUUUUAACUGUAGUAUUUCUUCCCAUUGACUUUAAGGGGGCGAUGUCGAUUGCAAGUCAGAGUUGGUGUAUUUUAACACAAAAGGAACGUUUGUCUCAUAUUUAUAAUGAAGUUAACAUACACGUUUAGUCAUAUUUAAUAAAUUAUGGACUGUAAUAGUAAAAAAAAAAUAAGUAUACAAUAUGAAAUGUCACGCAAAGCCGGUACAGGAUGAAACUAUAGAUGGAGUAAAGCGAGUCAAUUUUUGUUGUAAAUUAAAAGUAGUUUAGUGUUGAAUACACAGCAGGAACGUAAAGGACGGCUAAACCUUCCUGCUUUAAACCAGCUGUGGUGUGAAACAUGACAGCUUGAAUGAAGAAGUUAAACCCUCAAUAGUUACAGGAAGUAGAAAGACUGUGGGUUAAAAGCUCAAGCUGACAGAGUUAUACAGGAAGCAGAGAGAGACGAUGAAGCAGAGAGGAACCAUGGAGGAGUCUAGAUGGAGGAAAAUGUUUGUAUUUUUCCUGCUGUUGCUGCAGAUUCCAGGAGCAGAGAACAGAGAACUCUCCCUCUACUUCACCAUCAGAGCUGGAGAUGACGUCACUUUGCCUUGUGAAAAUGUGGAUCAUGGUUACAGUGACUGUAGCUCCACCUCCUGGAUUCACGGUAAAUCAGGACAAGGUGCUGUAGAGAUAGUUAAUCAUGGGCAGGUUAAAGAUGGCCGCUCAGACAGACUGAGUUUGUCUCCAAACUGUUCUCUGGUUCUAAAGAAAGUCACAGCUGAGGAUGUUGGUCUCUACAUCUGCAGACAGUUUAUAUCAGCAACACAGAGCGGACCAAAUGCUAAAGUUUAUCUUUCUCUUAUGAACUUGAGAGAAGAUCAGAACCAGAACAUGGUGACAUUAACCUGCUCUGUGUUGACAGACAGACAGUGUAAAAACAGAGUGAAGUGGUUGUUUAAUAGUAACUAUGAGGAUAAAGAUAACCGAGAAAUAACAGAAUCAUCCUCUUCCUGCUCUGCUGCUGUCAGCUUCCAGACGUCUCAUUACAUUUAUCCAUCAAGGUUUAACUUGUUCAGCUGUGAAGUAAAGACAGAGGAUGAAAGACUGCUGACUUUUACCUUCAGCUCUCGUCCAUCAGUGACCACAACACCAGUUACACCUAAACUAAGAAAAACACCAGAUGACAGCAAUACAGAACAUGCAACAGUCUGGUGGAGGUUCCUCCUUGGUUCUGUGGGUUUAGCGGCUCUGAUAGCAGCUGUUGUGAUCAUCAGCAUUUGGACCAGAACUAAAGGGAGAAAAACACAUCUGGAGGAAAACCCUGUCUGUCAUGAUGAAGAUGACGGUGCAGAGAAAUACGAAAACAUCAGAACUUCUACAUUUUGACCUCCUGCUGCUGCCAGACUCUGCAGAUCUACAAGCUCAACAUCAGCAGGUUUAUCUUUGCCUCUUUAGACAGGUUUUAGAGGUAAAAAUAGUUGUUACCUGCUCUAGUGAUGUCUAAAUAAUCUUGGCUUUCAUUUUUGUGGGAAAAACAAAACUUAACAUUCACCUGAAGUUCAUGCUUGUUUGAUUUUAUUAUAAAGGGGACAUUUCAUGCUUUUCAGUUCUUCCUGUUUCACACUGAAAUCCUUCAGUUGUGGUUUAUAUAAAGUGGAACUUCAAUGCUCUGGUCUGAAUUCCUCGUUAAUUUACCUCAUUUUACCUCUGUGCUGAGAAGCCUCUGGGAGCAACUCGUUUUCGAUGCUGUCUCUUUAAAUUAAAGGAGGCACUUCACACGCCGCCCCCUUCAGGACACAGAGGAUUUAAUUUAACCCGUUCGGCCAUUUUUAUAGUCUGCUGGAGGACGGUGUGAUGAACAACUGAUGAUUUAUCCACUUUGACUACAUAAUCGCUGUGGGAAAUAAAAAUGUAUGAAUUUGGUAAGUUUGAAGUCCAUGACCUUGUUUAGCAGAGCUGCAGCAAAUACUGUGACGUAACUGAUAAAAAAAACAUAAUAGCAAACAGCUUGAAAAAUAUGACCCAAACAGAAUAUAAAUAUCUCUAUGCAGCUCCUAGAGAGACUGCAUUCAACUUUUCUGCACUCCUAGAGACUCCAAAUAUAAGACCAAACCUAUUUAAAGGCAAAAACAUGGAUUUUGCAUGAUAUGUCCCCUUUAAGUUAAAUGGGCUUUAAUCAGAGGUGGGUAGUAACUGUUUACAUAUAGUCAUUUAUAUUUACUUGUGUAACUCUUUAACAAAAUAUACUUCUCAAAAUAGUUUUACUGCACUGUACUUCUUAAGUAAAUGUUAUGAAGAUGUAUCACUACUCUUAAAAUUUCUGGCUACUCUAUCCACAGUGAGUAACUUCACUGAAUAAAGAACAAACUUGUUUCAACCAAAAAUGCACCAGAGACAAUCAGCUACAGUUUAUAUUAAGGUGAGACUUCUUGUCUGUACUGAGCUUCGUUGUUUUAAAGGUAUUUUCUAUCUGCUGAGUUUAUUGAGCCAUAUACAGGUCAAUUAACCACAGUAAACAGUAGAUAUUGUAAAUGGAAGCACUCUGCACUGUCCUAACUUGCUGUAUAUACAAUAAAUACUUGGUUUCAUAUGUUUUAUGUUGAAAAACAUUGUUUAGAAAAGUGUUUGUUCU